AUGCGUUACUCUCUGUUGGCUAGCCUCGUCAUUGGCGCGACCUUGACGCUUGCCCACCCGCACGCUGCCGGUCACCACGAUGCUUACAAGUCCGGCUUGAACAAGCGAUCCCUGGACCUCAACAAGUACCGUACCAACGCCAACUCUGAUUACAAGGCCAGCAGUGUUGCCAAGACCGACGACUCACUCAAGGUCUUCAAACGUGCCGACUAUGUCGAAACUGCUACGGGGCUGGUCAAGAGCGUCCACCCUGAUGCUGAGUUCCGUGUGUCCAACAACUACGUCGGCACCAACGGCAUCAGCCAUGUCUACUUCAAGCAGACAAUUCACGGCCUAGAUGUAGAUAACUCUGACUUCAACGUUAACAUUGGUAAGGAUGGCCAGGUCUUCUCUUACGGAAACAACUUCUACACUGGAGAAAUCCCAGCCGAGAGCCCCGUGAGCAAGCGUGCUUUCGUCGACCCCACCAACGCUCUUACCGGUGCUACCAGCAUUCUGGAGCUGCCUGUCUCCGGUGAGGCUUCUGCUGAGGCCAUUGAGGGUACCGAGGCCUAUGUUCUUAAGGGUACCUCUGGCGCCCAGAAAGACCCCGAGGCCCGCCUUAUGUACUACGUCAACCAAGACGGUGUCUUGAAGCUUACUUGGAGAGUCGAGACUGAUAUCUUGGACAACUGGCUGCUGUCCUACGUUGACGCUGAGACCAACGACGAGAUUCACGGUGUCGUUGACUAUGUUGCCGAGGCCAGCUUCCUCGUCUUCCCCUGGGCCUGCAAUGACCCCAACGACUGCUCGCGCACCACCGUCACCAACCCAUGGAACACGACCGAGUCUCCCUACACCUGGCUCGGAGAUGGUACCAGCACCUAUCACACCACUCGCGGCAACAACGCCAUUGCCCAGGUCAACCCAACUGGCGGCAACACUUACUUGAACAACUACCGCCCUACUCAGGCUCAGGACAAGUUCGAGUACGAAUGGACUGCUGCGAUGACUCCUCCCACCACCUACCGUGACGCCUCGGUCGCCCAGUUAUUCUUCACUGGCAACGAGUACCACGACCUGCUCUACACCCUUGGUUUCAACGAGGCGGCUGGCAACUUCCAGAUCAACAACGGUGGCAAGGGUGGUACAGGUAGUGAUUUCACCAUUCUGAACGCCCAGGACGGCUCCGGCACCAACAAUGCCAACUUUGCCACACCCCCUGAUGGCCAGCCCGGUCGCAUGAGAAUGUACAUCUGGACUCAGUCCACCCCUUACCGUGACUGCGCCUUCGAGGCAGGUGUCAUCAUCCACGAGUACUCUCAUGGUUUGUCGACCCGUCUCACUGGUGGACCCGCCAACUCCAACUGCUUGAACGCUCUCGAGUCCGGUGGUAUGGGCGAGGGUUGGGGUGACUUCAUGGCCACCGCCAUCCGCCUCAAGCCCUCCGACACCCGCAACACCAACUACCCCAUGGGCGCCUGGGUCUACAACAACGUCAAGGGUAUCCGCUCUGUCUUGUUCUCGACCAGCUUGACCACCAACCCCAACACCUACACCACCCUCAACACCAAGAACGAGGUCCACGAUAUUGGUGAGACCUGGACUACCAUGUUGUACGAGGUCCUGUGGAACCUCAUCGACAAGCACGGCAAGAACGAUGGUGCCCGCCCUACCUUCGACGCCAACGGUGUCCCCACAGACGGCAAGUUCUUGACCAUGAAGCUCGUCAUUGACGGUAUGGCUCUGCAACCCUGCAACCCCAACUUCGUUGAUGCUCGUGAUGCUAUCCUCGACGCUGAUGAGGCUCUUACCGGAGGUGACAAUGCCUGCGAGAUCUGGACUGGCUUCGCCAAGCGUGGUCUUGGACAAGGUGCAGCUUACGGUACCAAGCGUGUUGCUAGCAACGUCAUCCCCUCCGGCGUUUGUUAA
Messenger RNA from Truncatella angustata, 1911 nucleotides. RefSeq names its product extracellular metallo proteinase MEP. NCBI's taxonomy places the organism in Eukaryota, Fungi, Ascomycota, Sordariomycetes, Amphisphaeriales, Sporocadaceae. The transcript has 4 exons. The coding region runs from base 1 to 1911 and encodes 636 amino acids. The record is from RefSeq and is a predicted model, not a curated record. Gene Ontology annotation, molecular function: zinc ion binding; metalloendopeptidase activity.